AUGGCCGCAAGAAGCACACAGUUGCUGCGCAUCGCGCUCACACGAAGCGCCGCUCGUCCAGCUAUAUCCCCACGUCUCAUCCCUACGAGAGCAGCAGCGGUCGCCUCCUCGUCGUUCCAUACGACCCCCCACCGGCGCUUGCCGUCAGACGACCCCGGCGGCAAGCCCAACACAGGCCAGCACCGCACAGUCUACGACGACUUUUUCAACAUCCUCGAGUCGGCUACGCCCGCAAUCGCUGUCUCUGUCGCCUCGACCUCGCCGACCUCCCUAACACUCGCCGACGGCCUCGUGCUCUCCGAACCCAUCGUGAUCCUCAAUAACCAGGUAUUCCUAUGGGACCACCCGAAGCUCAACCAGGACUACGCAGUUCCCAGCGGCAUUGGCUGGGAGGAUUGGCUCGGCGCAAUGGUUCAACCCGGCAAAAAGCUCGAGGUGACACCGAGGGUCAAGGAGAUCUUCAAGGUGUUUGAGCUGGUCGAUGAGCGACCGGAGAUCAUACUCUUCGGCACAGGGAAGCGGGUCUUGCCACCACCGGGACCGAUCAGACAGUACAUCAAUGAGUUGGGCAUUCAACUGGACGUGCAGAGUACCCACGACGCAGCAUCAACGUUCAACAUGCUCUCGGAAGAAGGAAGGAAGGUGGCCGCCAUCCUCAUCCCCGCCGAGCCAACACCGAAGAAGCGAUACACCCCGCAGGAGCUGCAGCGUCUGUUGACGGGUCAAUGA
Molecule: messenger RNA, 729 nt
Organism: Kalmanozyma brasiliensis GHG001
Lineage: Eukaryota; Fungi; Basidiomycota; Ustilaginomycetes; Ustilaginales
Product: NADH dehydrogenase [ubiquinone] 1 alpha subcomplex assembly factor 3
Exons: 2
Coding region: 1-729 (242 amino acids)
Biological process (GO): mitochondrial respiratory chain complex I assembly
Cellular component (GO): mitochondrial inner membrane
Source: RefSeq, a predicted model, not a curated record